Dendronephthya gigantea is the source of this 1714-nucleotide messenger RNA. Its product is annotated as G-protein coupled receptor 157-like. The transcript has 3 exons. Gene Ontology annotation, molecular function: cAMP binding; G protein-coupled receptor activity. Gene Ontology annotation, cellular component: plasma membrane. Gene Ontology annotation, biological process: adenylate cyclase-activating G protein-coupled receptor signaling pathway; cell surface receptor signaling pathway. The record is from RefSeq and is a predicted model, not a curated record. NCBI's taxonomy places the organism in Eukaryota, Metazoa, Cnidaria, Anthozoa, Malacalcyonacea, Nephtheidae. The coding region runs from base 80 to 1024 and encodes 314 amino acids.
ACAACCGUGAUGUGAUUUGGCAUGUCUAAACAAGGCACCAUAUUUGUUUUGAUUUUUAUUAUUCUCACCUAAUUCAACGAUGGCUGAUACUUCAAAAAUCCUCGCAACGAUUUCAACUAGUCUUUCCAUUCUCGGUUGUAUCGUAAUCUUCAUCGCGCAUAGAUUUUGGAAGGAUUUACACUCGAAUUCACGUAACAUUCUUUUGUACAUCACAAUCGCCGAUCUAUUUACAGCGAUGGGAUAUUUAUUCAACCUUCAAAGCACUUGGAAAGAUAGCUGUGUGUUUCAGAGCUUCAUAACGACAACGUCAAGUAUGAUGUCCUUCUUCUGGACCUCUUGUAUGGCGCUGUAUUUACACGUCGUGUCGAUUAAUGCAAAUUAUGAGCUUGGUAAACGCAUUAUCUUCGCGUUCCAUUGCAUAGCGUGGCCUGUACCAUUACUGGUCACGCUCAUCGCGUUGUUAGCUCAUAAGCUUGGCGAAGGAUGCUGGAAUAACGACUGGUGUUGGAUUAAGGAUCUGGACUGUUCUGAUAAUUUAAACUCGACAAGUGAUCCUCGCUAUGAGACAGUUUCUUGGAUGCUGCUCACUGGGAAAUUAUGGGAGAUAUUGUCUUAUAUUCUCAUUCUCAUUGUUUAUGCUCGGAUAUUCAUGUAUGUGAGAAGGCAACGAAAAUUGGUGGAAGAGCAGUCAAAUGCAAUGUCAGUUGCACGUUUUCGCGCUGUUGAAAUGAGGACAAUCUCAAUACCUAUUUUCUUCAUAUGCAUUCGUAUCUGGGGAACUCUACAGUUUUUUAAUUAUGCUUUCACUGGUGACAGCAAUGAAAUCGCUGGUAUAAAAUAUCUCCAUGCUUUUGGUGACGGAGCACAAGGCUUUGUAAACGCAGUCCUCUUUUGUCUGAUAGCUGACAAGUCGAAACUAAUUUUUCUUAAGUGUUGCCGUCGCGAGCAAAAUGGCGAACGACAAAGCUUACUAGCGGAACGUAGAAGUGUUCAAAAUAACCCUGGCAGUGGGAACGUUAUCUGAUACGAUCUUAGCUCUAAUUUCACGACGAUCUAUUUUAAUUAUCAAGUUCUGAGGUAUAUUAGACUUGUACUUAAACCGCAACCUAUUUCACUGGAAACACUAAGUGCUCUUACGUCUGAACUAAUCUCUUGGCUUCAGUGUCCGUUUCACUCUUUCGUUCAACAACAAUAUGAAUGGAAUUAUUUUCGCCUCUAAAUAUAGAUUAUUUCAAUGCAGUAUAAUAGAAUUACUUCCUUUAAUCGUAAGGAAUAAAUGAAGCCAUGCAUUUUAGACAGACGGGGAAACAAAGAAUGGAAAUGUAUCAAUAUUUAAUAUGAAAUGCAAUUAAAUGUUUUCGUAAGGUGCUCUAUGUUAUCUUAACCACUGAUCAAUUUAUCGCAUGCAAGUGAACUAUACAUCGCCAAAGGACAGGAUGCGUUUUAAGAUAACAUCAGUUAAGAUUGGUCCUACAAAGAGGUGUAAUUGCUCCACCAUGUGACUGUAAUUUUACUUGAAUACGACACAGACAUGCAGUCAAGGUCGCUGAAGGGUUCAUGGAGGCAAUAUCAAACUAAUUUUAUUUCUAUAUAAAACGGAUUUGUGAGUGUAUGAAAGGUGCUCGGAGCAUGGAAUUAAUUAUUCUGACUGAAUGUCACUUCUUGUCAGUGAACUCCUUUCUUGAAGUUGAGAGGAAAAUAUUAGUUUGAAAUU